Messenger RNA from Photinus pyralis (common eastern firefly), 1682 nucleotides. Its product is annotated as cytochrome P450 4C1-like. The record is from RefSeq and is a predicted model, not a curated record. Bases 41 to 1585 code for a protein of 514 amino acids. The transcript is spliced from 10 exons. NCBI's taxonomy places the organism in Eukaryota, Metazoa, Arthropoda, Insecta, Coleoptera, Lampyridae. Gene Ontology annotation, molecular function: iron ion binding; heme binding; monooxygenase activity.
ACGGCGGAAGCUGGUGGGCUUCGAAAUCUAGCCACCAAUCAUGCUAGAGGCUAUCGACUACUUCGCGCCUAAAAGCGCGCUUCAGACGCUGGUGAUCGUCGCCCUUGUCACGUUUUUGGUGUGGUACACGCAGUACCAUUGGAACCGGAGGCGUCUCUACAAAAUGGCGUCCCGUUUCGACGGUCCCAUUUCUCUUCCGUUCAUUGGCAGCGGACUAUCCUUUGUCGGCUCUACUUCUGACAUUUUAAACAACGUCAUGGUGCUGUUCCAAACGUUUAAACCACCGGUGCGAGUGUGGUUGGGUCAGAAACUGUUUUACGCACUAUUUGAUCCGGAGGAUCUUGAAAUAAUCAUGAACAACCCGCAUGCGUUGGAAAAGGACGAACUGUAUCUGUUCGCUGAACCCUUUGUGGGUACCGGUCUGUUCACCGCCCCAGUGCCAAAAUGGAAACGCCACCGUAAAGUGAUAAUGCCGACAUUCAAUCAGCGCAUCCUCGACGAGUUUGUGCCGGUAUUUGCCGAACAGUCCGAAAUACUCUUGGAGCAGCUGAAGAAACAAGUUGGAAAGGGCAGCUUCGACAUCUUUCAACUCGUCAGCCGUUGUACCUUGGAUAUUAUCUGCGAGACGGCAAUGGGAGUUAAGGUGGAGGCGCAGACUACAGACUCAGACUACGUCAAGUGGGCUAACAAGGCAAUGGAGAUUACGUUUACGAGAAUGUUCAACAUCUGGUACCACUUCGAUUCCAUAUUUAACCUUACACAAAGCGCACGUGACCUUCUCGACAUCCAAACCAAGAUGAAAACGUUCACUGGAGCCGUUGUAAGAAACAAACGGGAGGCGUACCAGACAAAAAUGAGGGAACGAAGGCAACUACCGGAAGGGUACGUAGACAAAGAGGCGCCGACUCGAAAAACCUUCCUUCAACAGCUCAUCGAGUUGUCCGAAGGAGGGGCCAACUUCACAGAUGAUGAAUUGCGAGAGGAGGUCGACACAUUUAUGGUGGCGGGAAGCGACACCACGGCGUCAAUGAACAGCUUCAUAUUCGUAAUGCUAGGAAUGUACCCAGAUGUGCAGGAAGAAGUCUACCAAGAGGUGUUAGACGUACUCGGCCCAGACAGAGCAGUAGAAGCCGCCGAUCUUGGUCGCUUCCAAUACAUGGAGAGAGUGAUGAAAGAGACCAUGCGCAUAUUUCCCGUCGGACCUUUACUCGUUAGGGCAAUCACUAAAGACAUUCAGCUAGAGAACUGCGUGAUUCCGGCCGGAAGUUCGGUGGUAACGGUGAUCAUGCAAACGCACAGAAGCGAGAAGAUUUGGCCGCAACCCCUCAAGUUCGAACCCGACCGAUUUUUACCCGAAGAAAUUGCCAAACGCCAUCCAUACGCUUGGUUGCCAUUUUCUGCUGGUCCUCGAAAUUGCGUUGGUCCGAAAUACGCUUUUAUGGCAAUGAAAGCGCUCAUCGCGACAGUAGUCAGGAGAUACAAGUUCACCACGGACUAUAAGUCCAUUGAGGACAUCAAGCUGAAGGCUGAUUUAAUGCUGAAACCGGUCGAUGGAUACAAUGUUUCGGCCGAGUUGAGAGAAUGAUGGCGAUUUUUAUUGCUCCUUAGCGUUUCAAAUUGCACACUUAUUGUAUCAUGUGGCGAAGUGCCCUCUUAAAUAUUAAAAACAGAAACAGACACCA